This is a messenger RNA of Funneliformis mosseae, 537 nucleotides long. The record is from the annotation of a GenBank genome assembly. Lineage: Eukaryota; Fungi; Glomeromycota; Glomeromycetes; Glomerales; Glomeraceae.
AUGAAAGACAACAAAACAAUUUCUUGCUUUUCUUUCAUCAUAACUUUGCUUCUCCUUUUAAUAACUACGAUAAAUGCUUUAUUACCUGAUGAAACAAGAUUUAAUGAAUGUGAAGGAGGACCUUAUCCAAACACCAUUUCAAAUUUUCAAAUAAAUCCUGAACCGUUAGUAAUAGGACAAAGCGCAUCAUACACAUUUAAUGGAACGAGAAAUGUAGAAAUUCUUGAGGGUUCCAUAAUAGAAUUCUUAUUAAUUGAUGAAAAGAAUGAAAUAAUAUUUAAAAAGAUAGAAUAUAUUUGUUCAAUUGUGAAUGAAAAAUGUCCUUUACCAAUUGGAAAUUAUGAAUUUACUUAUGGGUUAAAUCUUAAUAUUCUUGAAGAAUCUGAAAAUGUUGAUAUGCCGCCAAAAACUUUUCUUCUUUAUUUUACAAUUAAGGAUCCGAAAGAAAUUAUUUUAUCAUGUAUACAAGGUCCUGUUGAAUUAUCUUAUGUUUUUACAGCUUCAUUAAAUGGUAAUAAGAAACGUUAUUUUCAUUGA